GGGCGGGAUUUAUUUUGAACAAACUUACUAUUGCUUUCGGGUUAGGCUGCCGACUGCUGGAGAAUACUCUCUGACAUAUAUCACUGCUUCUCUUGGUUGGCAAACAAGACAGCUGUAGUUAGUGGGCGCUUCUAUGUUAGCCGCCAAUAAUGGCGGAGCGCUGGUGGCUGGUUGUCAUGCUACUUCUGGUUCCGGGCUCCAGCAGCGCUUGGGAGCUCUUAUCAUCACUGCCAUUAAGCUUAUACAACUUGUACGAGUGCGGCUUCAGAGCUGACAUAGACGCAGUGGACUGUGCUCUUGCUCGCAAUGUUUUUGGCCAGCAUUUAGCCCAGGAGCUUCUCUUUAAGUCUGUGAAAGAAUUUAUAGAAAAUGAUAACCCCAGCAAGCCCCUGGUGUUGUCCCUUCAUGGCUGGAGUGGGACUGGGAAAACGUUUGUGAGCUCUCUUCUAGUGAAACAUCUUUUCAAGGAAGGAAGCCAGAGUCGCUUUGUACAUUUCUUCUCUCCAGUCCUACAUUUCCCUCGUGUCCAGAAUUUAGAACAGUACAAGGCAGAUCUAAAAGAGUGGAUCCAGGGGAACCUCACUGCAUGUUGUCGUUCUCUUUUUGUAUUUGAGGAGAUGGAUAAAAUGCAUUCUGGCUUGAUCGAUGCCAUUGUCCCUUUUCUUGGCACAUCAUGGGUAGUUUAUGGCUCAAACUACAGAAAAGCAAUCUUCCUCUUCAUAAGCAAUGGUGGGGGAGACGAUAUUAAUGAAGUUGCAUUAGACUUUUGGAGGCAGCGAAAGGACAGGGAGGAUAUUCGCCUACAUCAUCUAGAAUCUGCUAUUUCGAAAGCAGUGUUUUCCAAUCCUAAACAUGGCUUCUGGCAGUCCCAGAUCAUCAGUCAGCAUCUCAUUGAUGUGAUAGUGCCAUUUUUGCCACUGAGGCCAAGCCAUGUGCGACAGUGUGUACGGACUGAGAUGGUGCAGCAAGGUUUGGAACCUGAAGAGGUGCUUGUUAACAGUAUAACAGACAGUAUUGUUUAUUUCCCAGAAGAUGAAAAGGUUUUCUCAUCCACAGGCUGCAAAACUGUUGCAUCCCGGAUCAAUUAUUUUGUGUGAUCUACAUCAUAAGUGCCCGGAAAUAGUUCCAUCUCAAAUCAAGCCAUGAGGGAAAAUGUACCAGAAAUCUUCCAUGGUAUAGUUUAUCUCUGCCUCCAACAACGAUAUUGUGACAGAGAACACUUUCUUGUUAAUUGUAUUUAAAUUAUACAGAACUUGAAAAAUA
Messenger RNA from Xenopus laevis (African clawed frog), 1263 nucleotides. RefSeq names its product torsin-2A-like (gene tor2a.S). Lineage: Eukaryota; Metazoa; Chordata; Amphibia; Anura; Pipidae. The transcript is spliced from 5 exons. The record is from RefSeq and is a predicted model, not a curated record. The coding region runs from base 150 to 1097 and encodes 315 amino acids.